ACCGCCCGCCCGAAACAACUUCAGUUCAGUCUUGGCAAUUGGCAUAUAGAAAGAAAGCGUAAUUUACGUGGUCUAGUAUUUUAUUACACAGCUGCUAAGUGCUUCACAAUGGCUAAAAGGAAGAAUAAACCGUUCUUGGAUUCGGACGCCAGCAGCGAGUCCGAUAUGGAUUCACAAUUCCUAAACUUGGCCAAGAAGAAAAAGAAGCCCGGAGAAUCCCCGCCCGCCAAGUUCAACAACAAGUCCUCAGACAGUGAAUCUGACAAUGAGGGAGGCAGCAGAAGAAACUCAAAAUCAUCAUCAUCAUCCAGCUCCGACUCCGACAGUGAUGCAGACAGCGCCUCAUCAAAGAAAGGCCGGAACUCCCGGAAAGCCUCCAUGGACCAUUCGGACGACAACCGGAAAAAGCCGGAGCCGAAGAAAAGUGAGGUCCGGAAGAGUACGGAUAGCGCGGGGUCGGGGAAGAAGAAGGAUGUUUAUAGUGAACCAGAAGAAGGUGAGGUAUCGUCACAGUCAUCGGACAAUGAUUCAGUGGACUCUGAAGAGGAAUUUGAUGAUGGUUACGACGAAAACCUAAUGGGGGAUGAAGAGGACAGAGCGCGCCUCGCCGCCAUGUCAGAGAAGGAGAGAGAACAGGAGAUCUUCAAACGUAUCGAGCGGAGAGACCUCAUGAAGACCAGAUGGGAGAUAGAACGUAAACUGCGCCUCGCCCGCCGCUCGGCCACGGAGCGCUCGUCGUCUCCCGGCGAGAUCGCCAGGAGACGGGACGCCAGGAGACAGAGGAAACAGAAACAGGAACAGAAACAGGCUAAAGCUGCAGCCGCUGCAGCGGAAGCGGAAGAAAAAGAGAAGGAACCAGAGAAAGAGAAAGAAGCACCACCGCCGAGCCCCGGAGAGAUAUUAGAUGACCCCAAAGACUCCGAGCCGUCAGAGCGUUCAGCCUCCCCCCUAUUCGGCGCGAAAACGGAGCGUAAACGCAACGUGGACGACCGGCGGCAAAACGCCAUGGCCGCUCUAAGGGCCCAGCGCGAUGCUAAGGUCACAAGGGACAAUUUGGCGAGGAAACGAAGGGAGGCGGAACAAAAAGACAAGGAUAAGGAUGAUGAUGAUGAUGCAGAUGAAGAACUGAUAGGCGGUUCGAGCAAACAGAGCGUCAAACUGAAAGCGUCAGACAUCUACUCUGACGACUCAGGAUCUGACUCAGAUGACAAUAAAUCACAAGGUCGCGGUCGUCGGUCCAGCGCGUCGUCGAGUUCAUCCUCGACCGGUGGAGAAGAAACGGAGAAGAAGAGAGAACGGGAAGAAGUUAAAGAAGUCAAGUACGCGGACAGCAGGGAUCAGAUCAACAAACUUAGGCUAAGCAGGUUUAAAUUAGAAAGAUUAGUGCACCUACCAUUCUUCGCCCGAGUGGUCACAGGCUGUUUCGUCCGGAUCGGAAUUGGCAACAACAACGGAAAUCCUGUAUACAGGGUAGCAGAAAUAAUAGACGUAUACGAGACAGCGAAAGUGUACAAUCUGGGGAACACGCGAACGAACAAGGGACUGAAACUACGCCACGGGACACAAGAUAGAGUAUUCCGAUUGGAGUUUGUCAGUAACCAGGAGUUCACGGACAGCGAGUUCCAAAAAUGGCACAAAGCUAUAAAGGACGCGAACAAAAAACCACCCACCAUGGACUUUGUGAGGAACAAGAUAGUAGAAGUUAAGGAAGCGCUUAUGUAUGAAUUUAAGGAAGAAGACGUAGAAAAAAUAGUACAAGAAAAAGAUAGGUUCAGAUCACAUCCCACAAAUUACGCCAUGAAGAAAACACAACUCAUGAAAGAAAGAGACGUCGCACAAUUAAGGGGUGACGACGAAACAGUAUUCGACUUAAACGCCAAAAUACAAGAGUUAGAAGAGCGGGCGAACCACCUCGACAAAACUAGAACAUCCUCUAUACAGAGCAUAUCGUACAUCAAUAAUAGAAACAGGAAGAUGAACGUGGAAUCAGCGGAGAAAGCCAUUAUGGAGGAGGUGAAAGCUAUGAAGGGAAAGAAAACAGAUGACCCGUUCACCAGGCGGCAUACGAAACCGGUCAUGAACUUCAAAUCUCACCAGGGAGGCAGGGCACAGGAACUAAUGCGGAACGAGGAAGCGGCGGCGGAAGAGAUGAAACAGAAAGAGGAGGAAGAGAAAGCGGCGAGAGAGAGACAGGAGAGGGAGAGAUUAGAACACAAUCCAGACUCAGAAAGGCCGAAAUCCCAAUCUACGGACAACGCGAGUCUGUAUUCGCUACACGACUUCGACAUCAAUAUAGAUUUGGACCUCCCCGUCGGCGUCGGUAGCAAAGUUAGUUCAAACGUAACACCAAAACCCGCGGUCACAGCGAAAGUCAAAGAGAGCGGACCGAAACGUUCGCUCAAUCUCGAGGAAUACAAGAAAAGGCACGGACUCAUAUAGUAUGUGAUCCUGAUCAUUGUGGGACUCUUUCAUUGGUAUAGUAAUGUGAAAAGUUGCGAAUUGUGACGGUGACGUAUUGUUUUAUUUUGCCUGGAUUCUUGGCAAGCGGUCAGCGUAGGAUAUGGACGCUUGUGACUAGGGAAUAUCUGUAAAAUAUACAAAAUUCGACAACUAUCGUUUUAACGGUCAAAGGGUAAGCUCAGGUUUACUACGAAUACUACGAUCAUGCCGAUAGAAAUACAAUUUUUCACCCAAGAGGUUAAAAAAGGCUUUUUCCAUCUUUGAAAAAUGGCUAUUUUUUAUCCUCUAGGAAACAAACAUUUGGCCUUCGAACGUGGUAAACUAUCUUGAUCCCAAUUUUGAUUUACCUAUAUGUGACGUUAUCUAUGAAAA
Messenger RNA from Cydia splendana, 2832 nucleotides. It is a transcript of the gene Rtf1, whose product is annotated as RNA polymerase-associated protein Rtf1. Lineage: Eukaryota; Metazoa; Arthropoda; Insecta; Lepidoptera; Tortricidae. The record is from RefSeq and is a predicted model, not a curated record. The transcript is spliced from 19 exons. Gene Ontology annotation, cellular component: Cdc73/Paf1 complex. Gene Ontology annotation, molecular function: RNA polymerase II C-terminal domain phosphoserine binding; DNA binding. Bases 109 to 2439 code for a protein of 776 amino acids.